AUGAUUCCUUCUCUGAAAGCCGUUUCUCACGAUGGAGAUGAGAACAAAAAACUUGAGAUUUCGGGAGAGACAAAUGUCUUUUUAUUUGAUGAAGGAAAAUUGAAAGGAAGAAUUCUAAAAUCAUCCACUAAUAUUGAUCGGAAUCGGCAUGCUUCUCUUUCAAAGAAUACAUUCCAACCUCAUGAUGGAUCAUUUAGACAAGGAGAUUAUGUAUGGACGCUGCAAAGUAAAAAGCUCUAUGCCAUCGGAAGAGUACUGGAAUUUGUAACCAAUGCAAACAGUCCGUUUGUUGGAAGAUAUAAAAUUGAAUAUUGCAAAGAUAAAUCUCGAUAUCAUUGCAAAGCUGAAAGAAUGGUGCCGAUCUUUAGAGCCACAAAGCAAUGGGGAUUAAAGAACUGUGGAACAUUCAUUGAACAAUACCAUCAUCACCACAUGGAGGCAAGCUCUUUAGAUAAUGGUGCUACUCACACGAACGAUCAUACGACAGAUGUGGAUAUCAUUGUGUGCAAUGAGACGAGUGAUUUUAGGCUUUUAGCAAAAACUCAAGUAUUCAACAAGUAUGAUUUUAUUGAACAGCAAGAGGAUGACAAUCUAUUGGCGACGACCGCACCAACACAACAUUCAUGUCGCACUGUGAUGAAUUCGGGUGGAAGCGAAUCAAACACGCAAAUAAUCAAACACCCAGGAGAUUUUGUUUUGGAAAUUGGAAGUGCUCUUGGUGAAACAUCUAAAAUUCUUCAUGAAAAAUGUGCCAAGUUGUUGUGUUUGGACAUUUCAAAGGCAUACGUUGAGGAAACAAAGAAGAAAUUUCCAUUUAUUGAAUUUUGGUGUGCGGAUAUUAUGAGCGAGGAUGAUCAAAAACGAGUGAUUAGAACAUGGAGAAAAUAUCUCUACGAAAAUCCUUCCUCAGAGCUCAAAGUAUUCAUCGAUAUUAACGGAAAUCGAAUGCUGAAUGCUGUACUCCAUGUUGUUGAAAUUGUAAAGAACAAUUUAAAGCCUUCUCUGAUUGUAGUGAAGAGUUCUGAAUAUUAUUCGCAUUUGAGGAAUUCAUGUUGCGAGAAUUAG
Naegleria fowleri is the source of this 1065-nucleotide messenger RNA. RefSeq lists its product as uncharacterized. NCBI's taxonomy places the organism in Eukaryota, Heterolobosea, Eutetramitea, Acrasida, Naegleriidae. The record is from RefSeq and is a predicted model, not a curated record. The coding region runs from base 1 to 1065 and encodes 354 amino acids. The transcript has a single exon.